Molecule: messenger RNA, 1578 nt
Organism: Betta splendens (Siamese fighting fish)
Lineage: Eukaryota; Metazoa; Chordata; Actinopteri; Anabantiformes; Osphronemidae
Product: PEST proteolytic signal-containing nuclear protein-like
Exons: 5
Coding region: 107-613 (168 amino acids)
Biological process (GO): proteasome-mediated ubiquitin-dependent protein catabolic process; protein ubiquitination
Cellular component (GO): nucleus
Source: RefSeq, a predicted model, not a curated record
AAGAAGAAGAAGAAGAAGCCGAAGAAGAAAAAGAAAUAGAAGUAGCAGUUACAGCGCUGUAGGCGAUUUAGUGCUGUCAGAUGGGAAGCACAAGAACAGAAAAAAGAUGGCGGAAAAGGAGCAUAACAGAAGGGGCUGCAUCGACGACGGAGGGCCGCUGGAGGAGGAAGGCAGAGUGAAAACUAAGCCUGUCUCUUGUAGCACAAUGGGAGGAGAAGGAACCUCUAUCAAACGCACAUCACAGCAUGUUACACCUGAAGAUGAAGAUUCAUCAAGUCCACCGGUACCCUGCAAGGUCUUCAAAACUGGCUUUAAAAUGAGCAGUCAGACGGGAAUGAAGUCCAACCCUAUAAUGAUCAAACUUGGAGCAACUAAACCCAAAGAACCUGCACCAACAGUUCCUCCAAAGAAGGCAGGACUGGCAUCUGUUUUUAAUGAAGAUGAUGACAGUGAACCUGAGGAAAUGCCUCCAGAAGCCAAGAUGAGAAUGAAGAAUAUCGGCAGGGACACACCAACAUCUGCAGGACCUAAUUCCUUCAACAAGGGCAAACAGGGCUUCUCUGAUCAUCAAAAACUUUGGGAGCGGAAGAUGAAGGCCCAAACAGACAAAUAGUGACUGCAGCGUCUGUCACAUUGGAUAAUUUUGUAUAAGCAAUGUCAUUUCAUAUAAUUAUGAAGGCUCAAUUGAUUAGGUAUAUAAAAAUGAGAAUAUUUUAAGCCUUCUACGAUACUCUGUAAUUCUUAUGUUUUUAACCACUACCAACUUACUAAGAUGAGAAGUUACAAAUCUUCAUGAUGAAAUUUGUCAAGUAAGAGGAGGCAACAACAUUAAUCAGAAAGUGCUACAUUUACUCUCUGUCCACCAUUUAGAAAAUAUACACGUAGAGUUUCUAUGCCUCUUUUGCAACAUCCUGUUUCCUAUCUGAAGCUGGCUAGGUGUAGACUGAGCCCUCCUUCUUGCUGGUCCAGCAUUUCUGUUUAAAUGUACAUACAAGUGUGUUAAUGUUUUAUUUCUUAAUCCACUAAUGGGAGUGUGUAUCUGUAAGUAGGACAUGGACCCACACAUGGCUUAGUUUAAUUUUCAGUUUUAGUGUCUGUGUUCAACGCUUUCAUCACAUUUUCCUAAUGAAAAUCCUCACGAGCAGUGGUUUCUUAAAAAUUUAGAUGUUGUGUUUUAUUUUCAUGGUUGUUUCCAGUUUCUCCUAUACACCUCCUGUAUUUGUUUCUAUUUUACAAAAUUUGGCAAAAAAGUAGAACCCGUUGAAAAGAUGGAAAUGUUUUUUUUAACACCUCUAUGAAGACCAGAAUCUUCCAGCCAUGAUGUUUACCAGGGUUAUUGUAAUAAUUAAUAUAUACUAGAGCAAGUGCUUGGCACAUUUAUGAACGUGUCAGUUACUUUACCAACAGAAAUCCAAUUUUUUCACUUUCAGAUAAAUCUGGUAUCACAGAUGCUUCUUCUUUGCCUCAACUCCCACAUGUCCCCUUACUUAUCUAUCCAUUUAUCUGUUAAGUUGUAACAACCAGAACUCAAUUUCUUUGAAUAUAUUUAAAAGCCAGUGAAAUAAAAAUAUACAUAUG